Solenopsis invicta (red fire ant) is the source of this 1464-nucleotide messenger RNA. It is a transcript of the gene Tango11, whose product is annotated as transport and Golgi organization protein 11. Lineage: Eukaryota; Metazoa; Arthropoda; Insecta; Hymenoptera; Formicidae. The coding region runs from base 132 to 800 and encodes 222 amino acids. The record is from RefSeq and is a predicted model, not a curated record. The transcript has 5 exons.
UGGUGUACCACUCUACGUCGUGCUUCAUGGUACUGCGUGCUUAAAUUUCAAUCCGUCAAAUUCAUAACGAACUUCAGAGAGUUGAGGUUUUAUGUCUAACGAACCCCGGAGUACAAGAGGUUUCAGUUAUAAUGUCAAAGACGCACAGUCCAACGCAUUUUAAUGGAGAAAUAGACAACUUUUAUGACUCUGUGGAUAUCAACACACGAAUGCAAGUUCCCAAGAGCAUUCGUGUAAACGGAGAUUAUCCUAACGAGGACAUUGCUGUUACGAAUAGAGCCACGUGGAGUCAAAUAUCUGGUAUGGAGAAACUUGAAAUGCAUGUGCCAGAAAGAAUUCUUGUUGUUGGACAAGAGCAACAUGUUGGCACCAAGGCACCACCACCAGAGAUUGUUUUAGAGAAUGCUGUAAUGCGCACUGAGCCCGCUAUAGUCAGAGUACAGACACCUCCGAGAAUUUUGACUUUGGACAAUCACUAUUUCCCAGCAGUGGAUGAAGAUGAUCCUCCUGAACGUGACAAUGAAGUUGUAAAACCAAUGGAUAUAGUUCCUAAAACAUAUAAUGCAGAAACGCAGAUAACAAGACAUACAAGAGAACAAACACCCUUUAAUGCUCUCGACGUGUCUUUGCCACCUAGUGAGGAAGUUCAGCACUUACGUCGUCAAGUAGGUAAAUUAAACCGCAGAGUGAUGGCACUCGAAUUAGAUAUGCUACAUCGUCAGCAGAGGGACAAGCUUCUGUAUAUCGCGACCAUAGCGUACUUUAUUUUAAAAGCUUUCUCCUGGAUAACUAGAAACUAAAAGAAAUUUAUCGAAAAAGGAACAAGAGAGAUGAAAGAAAUGGAAUAUUUAUUUCUUUAUAACAAAAAAUGUUUUAAACUAGCAUCUUGAGCUAUUCUUGCUGUAAGAAAGUAUAACCAAAGACUUUAUCACAGUCUCGUAUGAUCAAUCACCAGAGAUUAAGUGUUAUAUGGAUAUGAUUACAUACCUUCGAGAGCGUUUCUGUCGUACAAUCGGAAAAAGACAGAUGACAAGUGUAACCAUCCAUCAUCUUACCAUAUUAAAUCUUGCUUAACUUUAAAAGACAUGUAUGUAUUCUUAGAUUUGACAAUAUCUAUAUGUUAUUAUUAAUUUGUGUAUAUAUAUGUAUAUAUAUAUAUAUAUACACACACACAACAUUUGGGGAAUGAAUAAACUGGGUUUAAUUUUCAUGAAUAUAUCAAAUAAUAAUCGCACAUAUUAAAUUUGUCGAACUGAGUAUUUCAAUUUUCUUUCUCAGUAUUAUAACGACUGUCUUAGAAACGAUUCAUUUUUUUGUGCGAUAUUAUGAAAACUAUAUACAUUAAGUAGUAUUAUUUGUUUCUUACUGAUUGUUUUCUCCUUGUGGCCAUAGCAGUUAGAAUUGUAAUCUUGUCUCAAUCAUAUAAUGUGACUAAUGAGAUCAAUAAAGUUAUUAUUAUCAAAA